AUGGCGAGAGGUGGGAAUUGUGAAGGCGGGGAACCGUUCAUGAAGCCGGAAGAUUUGCACAUGUGGCUCAUUUCGUUUGCGCUUCUCAUGGUUCUGACUUCGAGCCUUUCUUUCGCCUCCACUCAGUUCCGCCCAGCAACUGACCCUCUAUGGAUUGAUUUUGCAAUUCUCGUGAAUUGGGGCGUUACCUUCGCGGCGUGCGUCAUAAUGUGGUCUUUGGCACGCCUGAUUAACAGCGAGAAGACGGAGUGGAAACUGCUCUACCUGUCUUUGUUUUCCGUUAUAGUGCCUCGGUCCUGCUUCCCAUUUCGCUUUGGCGAAGUUGUGCUACAUCAGAUGUGUCUCAUGGGAUUCAACUUCUUCACCGACCACGUAUCGUGGAAAACAAAUGCCUUCUGCGGAAACUUGGGCUAUCGCAUAGUGCAGAUAUUCUACAGGCAAUUGCGGGAGGCGAAGCGGCCAGCUCGGCCUAUUUAUGCAUGUAUUGGCUCGAAUACUGCCUUCCGAGACAAAUGGAUUAAGUCUGCUGACCCCCGAAAGGCUGCAGUGAACGAAGCAAUGCACUCUUCUCUUCUUCCCUGCAUCUAUGAGCACCAAAGUACAGCUCGUGCCGGGGACCUCCUGCGCCAGCCAGAUCCCUUCUCCAUUAGGCGAAGACGCAUGCGGCUUUCUAGAAACUACCUGGGAGCCACCUCCUCGAUGCGGGGCUUUUCACGGAAGAAAACCAUGACGUCUAAUGGGGUAGCAACGCGGCGCUACUGGACCAAACUGGAUAACUGCUCCGCCCUGUACUUCCAGGCUGUGCAUCGCCGCCUUAUUUUGUGCAAAGAUGACAUGUUGCGAUAUGUCGUUGAAAUCGAAGAUUCGGGCGUAUGGAGUAAGGAGAAGGAACUUCAGCUGUUUGUGGUGCCGAACUGCCACUACGGCUACGUGGAUUCCAAGUGGUAUCUGGAGAUGAGUUUUCCGGGUGCAUAUGGAGGCUUGUUUUGCUGCCCUCUUGGGAAUGCGGUGGAAGGCAGGCAAGUGCUGCCUGCUGAAAGUACACAAUCUGAACACGAAGUUCUGGACGGGGCUGCUGCUGCAAGCAUGCGCUCACCCGCAGCUUGUGCAGCGCUGAUGGGCGUUGACACUGUAAAGCCCGUUAAAAGAGAGGCUCAUGUCAACGGCGCCCUCAAGCGAAAAAUGGGAGGCUGCCCUUCAGGCCUAGGCGCCUCGGUUGGAAGUUUGGAUCAGCCAAGCCCGCAAUGUGUUCAAAUUGUCCUCAUCUGCAGGAACAAACUCGGUGGUGUGGCUGUCUGCGGCAUCCUUGGGUUGGGGAAGGGCACCGCAAUGGGGAGGGCGGCGAGCCGCACGCCAGCAGUUGUUUUGCCUAAGGUGAAGUCGGGAGUUUUCGAGGACAGUGCAAUCGAGCGGUGGUACCUCCUGUGGAGGGCAGAGUAUAUCAUUAAGUUUUACAAGGAAAUCUGUCACAUCAAUCUGCUCAUCUGUGCCCUGCAGUGCUUGUUUGAAAUGACACGGCGGAUGGUCGUUGAGUGUCUAAACCAAGCGAUUGAGCGCUACAAAGACACAAACAAUGCCGAGUUGGAGUUUCUCGGUGUCCGCGUGGAGCUGCCUUCAUGGACAAGGACUUUGGCUGCCUUGUGGCGCCCUUUGCUGCAAUUUGCAAUUCUUUCGGCACUCAUUUUGCCCAUGAAGUUUAUGGAGAGCCGCGGGGGGAAAAAUGCGUGGAAGUUUCAGCUCUUGGCCCUCGGACAGGCUGUGACAUACACGGCAUUCGCAUUCUGUGAACUGCUAGGGAGAUGUUACAUUAUGGCGACGGAACCUCUGUUCACAACGGCGACGAAGAUCCCGAAAGGGGUGGAGCUUACGUUUGUAGUUGGGGGCCAUUUGAUCCUCCCACUGUUCAGCAUCGCCGUCACCGUGCACCUGCGACGGAUUUCGGAGGCUACUAUUCUUAUUAUCUCCGUCGGGUCGGCUUUAGUCACAAUCGUAAUUCUCUCCGUUGUUGGCUGGGAAUUUAAGAUCGCGGCAUUCUUUAUGCUCAGUCGUACCCUCUACGCUCUGUUUUUCAUCAUGCUAGUCAGGUGA
Messenger RNA from Eimeria acervulina, 2088 nucleotides. RefSeq lists its product as hypothetical. Lineage: Eukaryota; Apicomplexa; Conoidasida; Eucoccidiorida; Eimeriidae. The transcript is spliced from 10 exons. The record is from RefSeq and is a predicted model, not a curated record. The coding region runs from base 1 to 2088 and encodes 695 amino acids.